GGGGGGUCGAUGUUGCGAGCCCCAGGGUGAGUGGAGAGAGAGAUGUGGGGGGGAAUUCAGCUGAAGAUAUGACACACAAAACGCUGGAGUAACUCAGCGGGGAGAGACAGCGACUCUGGACAAAAGGAAUAGGUUGGGAAGCAGUGUGGUCGCUGUGCAUGCUGGGCUGAGAUUGCAGAGAGGAUGGGUGAUGGUGGGGAGAGGAGUUGCAUUGGAGGAAGCAGCGGUGGGGGAGCCGCAACGCCGUGCGAUGUUGCAAGUUGUGCAGGCUGCGAGUGAGUGAGUGAGCGAGCGAGCGAGCGCCGCCGCCUCCGCCUCCUCGCCGGCCGCAGCCGCAGCCGCCCUCAGUCCCCCCACCAGGUCAGUUUCACUCUGGUUAGUUUCAGCUACGCUGUAACCAACGCAUCACAGCCCUGGCCACGCCGGGGGAGGGCUGUUUGAUUAUCUUCCUGCUCUAUUCCCCGCCGCCGAAAAGGAAAAGGAAAAAAAAAGACACCUCGGCGUUUGUCAGCAGCAGCAGCAGCAGCAGCAGCAGAGCCGGCUGGUGGGAGCGUUUGUUACAAAGCCAUCCCUGCAUCUCCUCACUGAGAUGGUAACCCAUGAAGCUCACUGUAAAGAACAUGGUUGAAAGGACCAACAAAUUUAUCCUGAUUAUUGCCGGCUUCGCAAUUUUCAUGAUGAUCGUUUUCCAGUACGUUUGCCAUGGGACCAAUUGCAGGAUCUCGGGACCUCGGGGCUUCCUACAAGACGAGGCAGUGGAUAUCUUCCCGACCCCGGACCCUCACUACGUGAAGAAAUAUUACUUCCCCGUGCUGGACCUGGAGAGGACAGUGGAUUUUGACAUCAAGGGGGAGGACGUGAUCGUCUUCCUGCACAUCCAGAAGACGGGGGGCACCACGUUUGGCCGGCACUUGGUGCAGAACGUCAAGCUGGAGGUGCCCUGCGAGUGCAAGCCCGGCCAGAAGAAAUGCACUUGUUACCGACCCAACCGCAAGGAGACCUGGCUCUUCUCGAGAUUUUCCACCGGAUGGAGUUGCGGCUUGCACGCUGACUGGACCGAGCUCACCAACUGUGUGCCCGGAGUGUUGAACAAGAAGGAAACCAAGAUCAGAACUUCGAGGAAAUUCUAUUACAUCACCAUGUUAAGAGAUCCGGUUUCGCGCUACCUGAGUGAGUGGAGGCAUGUCCAACGCGGGGCCACGUGGAAGACAUCUCUCCACAUGUGUGAUGGGAGGACACCAACGCCUGACGAGUUGCCAUCUUGCUAUGAGGGGAAUGACUGGUCAGGUUGCACACUUAAGCAGUUCAUGGAUUGUCCAUUCAACCUGGCCAACAAUCGACAGGUACGAAUGCUCGCCGAUCUCAGUCUGGUGGGUUGCUACAACAUGUCCUUUAUUACUGAGAGGAAGAGGGCUCAGAUACUUUUGGAAAGCGCCAAGAAGAACCUCAAAGAUAUGGCUUUCUUUGGUUUGACUGAAUUCCAAAGGAAAACACAGUAUUUGUUUGAGAGAACUUUUCAUUUACUGUUCAUUAAACCCUUCAUACAGUUCAACAGUACCCGUGCAUCAGGUGUGGAGACUGAUAAUGAGACAAUCCAUAGGAUUGAGGAGCUAAAUGACCUAGACGUGCAACUGUAUGACUAUGCAAAAGACCUUUUCCAACAGCGAUUCCAGUACAAGAGGCAGUUAGAAAGGAUGGAGCGGAGGAUACACAAUCAGGAGGAGCAUCAUCAACAGAAGAUCCCUGAGGAACUGCCCAAAGAGGAAAUGGAAGAACAAGGGCGAGUGCCCACGGAAGAUUACAUGAGCCAUAUUGAGAAAUGGUAGCCAUGGUGCGCCAUGGCUUGCAUCAAGUUCUUAAAACUUUUGGUCUUCUAGAUCAUUACGAAUCUCGGAGGUUUAAAGAAAAUUUUUAUGUCUGUAAUUUUGAAAUUAAUCUGUAAAACAGAGAUGUUUGCUUCAGAGCAGUAUGGGUCUUUCUCAACUAGAUGCACAUGGAUCUGGAAACAGAAUCAAGCCAGGAUACUCCAAUGUGAUCCAAAGGCACGAUCCAUUGACCCAAUGCAGUGGAUAUGUAUGCAGUUAUGAACAGUGGAUAACAAGACUUUCCAACUGCAUUGUGACACUUGUAAACACAUUCUCCAACAGGAAACUAAUUGUGUUUUCUUCAACUUAGUAACUCAUGCUGUUUAACUCUCAACAUGAUAUGCAGUUGUGUUCAUUUUACCGUUUCAUGGUUUUGAGAAAUUUAAAAAUUCAGGGUUGAGAUUUUAUACAACCACUGGCCAAGUGAACCACUGAGUAAGAGCAUUCCCAGUCUAAUUCAAUCCGGUCACUGAACUUUCUUUCUUCCAGUUUUUAGCUUCCCAACUCCUAUCCUGACGGUCUUGACUGCAUCACUAGAGUGCUGAUCCACGGACAUCGGUCGCCCUCCAUGUUUCUCGUCCAAAUGAUCGUAAUGUCCUUCGUGUGAAUUAUCCAACCUGAGGCAGUAUACAGACAUCACUCACUCAGUAUACAGACAUCAGUCACCAUAUAUUAAGCAAGAGUGAGAGCCUAGCCGAUUUUAAUGUUUGUUUGGUAGACACCCAAUGCUGGAGUAACUCAGCGGGGCAGGCAGCAUCUCGAGGGAAGGAAUGGGUGACAUUUCGGGUCGAGACCCUUCUUCAGACUGAUUUUUGUUUUGUUUUAAUUUGAUUUAAUUUUUGUUUUUUGUCCUUCCCUUUUCCCCCUUUCCGACGCCUUGAACAACAUGGCUUGUGGUAGAUCCCUUGCCUUGGGUGAGAUGGGCUAACCCACCACAGACUGUGGAUCAAGCUUUUACACCUUCUUAAUCUGUGAGAAUCUAAGGCUGACUUUGCCCUGAAGCCCAUCUGAAUAAUCAGUAAUAAUGUUCAUAUUGCUCAGUGUUCAGUUUAUUAAUGCCAUGUAGCAAUUAUGCACACACUCAUCUCAUCUGAGCCGGUUGUUGAGGAAACUUAGUAGGUAGAGCAAAUUCAUGCAGGAAACUUUAAAAUAAGAUUAUUUUAUUUCUACAUAGUAAUAGGAAUCACACGUUUUGUCAGGACUAAGUUUAAAGAAAAAAAGAAUGUUGUACCUUUUAUAAUUUUCUCAGCCAUUCUGUAAUAAUCUAUUUAAUCUUUUCAACAUUGUAAGUCACGAACCACAUCAUGCCCAUUGCAGUACAUUUUGUAGCUGUUCAUGCCAGGUACCAACUGAAAACUGCGUUAAAUGUAAUGGAUUUGCUGAAAGACACAAAGCGUUUCGGUCCCUGCAAAUGACCAUUUUAAUCUAGGACCUUGGUUGAAAAUGAGCAAUGCAUACCUUUGUUUCUAGACAAUGGAAACAGGGCCUGGGACACAGUUCACACAAAGCAUCAGGUCACUUUCUCAAUCGAGAUUAACUUCAAUAUUCUUGAGCUUGGUUCUUUGAAAACUGAUUAUCAGUCAUAAUUCAGAAGUCGUCAUGGUAUUUUUUAGCAAAUCCAUCAACAGCUCUGACUGAUCGGACAUUCACUUUUCUGAAGGGUAUAAUCUUAGUUCACCCAUUUAUACACAUGAUAAAGCCAUGGCAUACUUUAUAAUUGUACCACCUGAAGGGGGAAGGAUCCCGCAACAUAUCUUCCCCUCCUGUUGUUGGUUACUCAAGAUCUUGGGUAAUUCCUCAGUACCAGUUCAACGAAAGAAACAACCAGGUUACAUUGGGUGAAUGAACAUGUAUGUCUGCACCACUAUAUAUUUAACCAUCUACAAUCUCAGACACACAUUGGACAUUCGCCAAUUUCAGAGAAAAUGUCAAAGGUAAAUAUGGUUUCCAUCUGUACAAACUGUUGUGGCUCCCUGAGUUUCAAGAGUCAUUGGAGGUGUAAAAUAUUCUAAAUUUGGGUAAUAAGUUAUUUGUAAUGCUCAAAAAAAUAGAAAUAAUAGUAGGCUGAUGCUGAGCGACAACAGAUGAUGCCUGGGGUUCUCUAUGGAAACUUUGAAAUGGAUCAUCUUGUCAAACAAUCUACAUUUAUAAAUGCAAAAUCUGUGUAACCUGGAUAUAAAUACGGCUGCUUUUUGAAAUUCUAAUUUACUAUUAUUUUUGCUCUGUUGUUGUCAAUGUUCAAAGGUUUUUACCUCCAAACUCCAGCAAAGUGAAGAGACAGCAGCAGGGGCUUUUAUUUUAUAUGUUGUGCUUAUCCAGCCUUCAUGAUUAAUCAUUUUGCCUGGGUGCACUUGAUUUCAACAAAUGCAGUAACAUUUUGGGAGCCAAGUUUGUUCCCGUUUAAAUCGCUGCAAAGCCAUAUAGGGAGUCUCGCUGGUUAAUGGAAAUGAAAUAGACCAGUGAACGUUCAGUACAAUUUCCAUUUUCCCCAGGUACCAAACUCCAGCAUUUAAAGGGGAGCGGCAACUUUGUAGCGAGUACUUGGAUAGGCUCUGUUUCUGGAACAGUUGCGGGUUUCAUAUGUUAUGUUUGAUUAAAGAAAAGACAAAUAACUUGUAGUCGCAGAUGUGAUUGGUAAUGCAGCUAUGUAAUCUCACUCCCAACAGACCUGCUGGCUGUUAUUCACCGGGAGUAAUGGGCUUAUAUUUCUGGGUGAAAAUUUUAACAUGUUUUGAUAUAUGUCAUUGAGAAACAAAUGGAUAAAAUAAAUGAAUCUGUUUAAAUGGC
Messenger RNA from Leucoraja erinaceus (little skate), 4652 nucleotides. Its product is annotated as heparan-sulfate 6-O-sulfotransferase 1-like. Gene Ontology annotation, cellular component: membrane. The transcript is spliced from 3 exons. The record is from RefSeq and is a predicted model, not a curated record. Lineage: Eukaryota; Metazoa; Chordata; Chondrichthyes; Rajiformes; Rajidae. Bases 600 to 1826 code for a protein of 408 amino acids. Gene Ontology annotation, molecular function: heparan sulfate 6-sulfotransferase activity.